This is a messenger RNA of Rhinolophus ferrumequinum (greater horseshoe bat), 3588 nucleotides long. It is a transcript of the gene ARSJ, whose product is annotated as arylsulfatase family member J. The record is from RefSeq and is a predicted model, not a curated record. NCBI's taxonomy places the organism in Eukaryota, Metazoa, Chordata, Mammalia, Chiroptera, Rhinolophidae. Bases 36 to 1817 code for a protein of 593 amino acids. The transcript is spliced from 2 exons.
GCGGCGCUGGGCGCGGGGCGCGGGGACCCGAGCGCAUGGCCCCCGGGGGCUGCGUGGGGCCUCCGCCAGCCAGGCUCCGACUGGGAAGGGCGCCGGCCAUGCGCGCGCUGGCAGGCCUGUGGGUCCUCGGCCUCCUCACCUGCUGCUAUCUGUCCUGGGGCCACGGCUGGGCGGACGAGCAGGAAGGGGCCCUGGGAGCGCAAGCGGGGGACACAUCGCAGCCUGGCACCACCCACACCUCCCAGCCGCAUCUCAUCUUCAUCCUCGCUGACGAUCAGGGAUUUCGGGACGUGGGCUACCACGGGUCCGAGAUACGGACGCCCACUCUGGACAGGCUCGCUGCCGAAGGGGUGAAACUGGAGAACUACUACGUCCAGCCUAUUUGCACACCGUCCAGGAGUCAGUUUAUUACCGGAAAGUAUCAGAUACACACCGGGCUCCAACACUCCAUCAUAAGACCCACGCAGCCCAACUGCCUCCCUCUGGACAAUGCCACCCUCCCUCAGAAGCUCAAGGAGGCUGGCUAUGCCACACACAUGGUCGGCAAGUGGCACCUGGGCUUCUACCGGCCAGAAUGCAUGCCCACCAGGAGAGGGUUUGACACCUUUUUCGGUUCGCUCCUGGGAAGCGGUGAUUACUACACGCACUACAAGUGUGACAGUCCCGGCAUGUGCGGCUACGACCUGUAUGAGAACGACCACGCUGCCUGGGACCACGACAGUGGCAUGUACUCCACACAGAUGUACACGCAGAGAGUGCAGAAAAUCUUAGCUUCCCACAACCCCGGGAAGCCUCUGUUUUUAUACAUCGCCUACCAAGCCGUUCACUCCCCCCUGCAAGCCCCUGGCAGGUACCUGGAGCACUACAGGUCCAUCACCAACAUAAACAGACGCAGGUACGCAGCCAUGCUCUCCUGCUUGGACGAAGCCGUCAGCAACGUGACCCUGGCUCUGAAGACGCACGGUUUCUAUAACAACAGCAUCAUCAUCUACUCUUCGGAUAACGGGGGUCAGCCCACGGCAGGCGGGAGUAACUGGCCCCUCAGAGGGAGCAAGGGGACCUACUGGGAAGGGGGCAUCCGGGCCGUGGGCUUCGUGCACAGCCCCCUGCUGAAACACAGGGGCACGGUGUGUAGGGAGCUGGUGCACAUCACUGACUGGUACCCCACACUCGUCUCCCUGGCAGAAGGGCGGAUUGAUGAGGAUGUCCAGCUGGACGGCUACGACGUGUGGGAGACCAUCAGCGAAGGCCUGCGCUCGCCGCGAGUGGACAUUCUGUACAACAUCGACCCCAUUUACCCCCGGGCGAGGAACGGCUCCUGGGCGGCGGGCUACGGGAUCUGGAACACGGCCGUCCAGUCAGCCGUCCGGGUGCAGCACUGGAAGCUGCUCACAGGCAACCCUGGCUACAGCGACUGGGUCCCGCCUCAGGCCUUCAGCAACCUGGGCCCGAGCCGGUGGCACAGCGAACGGGUCAGCUUGUCCACUGGCAAGAGCGUGUGGCUUUUCAACAUCACCGCCGACCCCUACGAGAGGGUGGACCUCUCGGGCAGGUACCCUGGCGUCGUGCGGCAGCUGCUGCGCAGGCUGUCACAGUUCAACAGAACCGCAGUGCCCGUCAGGUACCCCCCCAGGGACCCCAGAAGCAACCCUCGGCUCAACGGCGGAGUCUGGGGGCCCUGGUAUAAAGAGGACAGCAAGAAAAAGAAGCCACGCAAAAGCAAGGCUGAGAGAAAGCAGAAGGAAAGUAAGAGGAAGAAGAAACCGCAGGACGCAGGCUCGGUCCCCAGGUGCCACUCGGGUGCUCGUCGUGGCUGAGUCUGAGCCCCCCGCCUGCUGGCAUGUAGGUCACGUCUCAGUCCCUCCCCAGUGUUGGAGGCAAACCAGCAAGCGCGGCCUAGCACUCACUGCACAAGCAUCACACUUGUCACGUUGGGCCACCUGGCUGCCAUGUGGCAUACUUGUGCUCGGUGCCAAAGGGGCUGGCAUGGGCGCCGCGCUUAGAGGACAUGGACUCGUCUGCCACUCUCCUUUAUAAAGCCGCCGUGGUCGGAAUGAGCUCAGCUGCUGUGCUUCUAGCGCUCUAAUUCCAAGCAAGGACAGCAGCGAGUGCUCAGUGGCCGUACUAACUGCACAGGAGCACUGGAAGUGCCUGGGACAAGUGGCGUCAAAGCCGAUGCACCUCAAGGCUCCAGAAAUAUAUCUGCUUAGGGAGUUUCUGUGUCUCCAUCGUGUGGCGCUUGGAUCUUAGACUAACUCUACUUCCCAUGUUAUUUCCUUUCCUGUGGAAAUCAACUGUUUUUCUCACAUGAGCAGCUCAUACCUCAUUUUACCACACGAGGGGACGGCAAGUGACAACGUCUGAGCACACCGCCAAAACAUGAAUGUAACUGUUUUCUAAACAUUUUAAUAGAGGACGUUUCAGCAUAAACUACAUAACUUAUUUUUAUAGAAACAAAUUAUUUUGUUUUCAUAAAAAGUUAUACAAAUGACUUUUAUUUCCUACAUACUAUUAGAAGAAUCUUAUCUCAUAUCUUCAAGAUUACCAAGCACUGUAAUACUAUAAAUUACUGUAAUACUGUGUGAAUACACAGAAUAUAAAAAGAAAAUUAUGCAGAAAAAAUGAUAACCAUCUCUGUUCAACCAUUAUUUGAAUGUAGUAAGAUGAAUAUACUCCUUACAAAAGCUACUUGGAAAGUCAAUGUUUGUACAGAGUUGACACACAACUUUAUUGUUUCUAUCAUAAACAUUUUAUUUAUGUAUCUUAAUUAUUAAAAUGAUUUAUUUUAUGGCACUAGCAAAUUCAGCAUGGCUUUUUGGAUCUAACUUCUAGAUAAUAUAUUAUCCAUCUUCACAAACAAAAUUCUUUACAAAUAGGCAACUGAAGGUAUAAUUUGCUAACAACCAUCGUAAAUAAUAUGGAAUUUGCAAACAAGAGAUGUUUCCAUUUGCCUAUUACAUGGAGAAAAAUGUUUCUGUUAAUAAAUAACACUCAUGCUGUCCCUGCUCUUACACAGUGGACACGGUGGAGAGACAGACAGACAUGAAGCCAUGGGUCCUACGAGGGGUGGUUCCAACUCAAGCUGUGGGGCGCUCACCUGCAAACACCGUGAGGAGGCAGCGCGGUGGGACCAAGGUGCCUCACGGGGCUCCCACUGCGGGCUGAGGGGCUCCCGCGGGCCCUGGAGCUUCCCCUCAGGUCCCCUCCUAGCACAGAGGCCUCUGGGCCUCGCAGCCUCCACCGGAAGACCAGAGGGCAGGGCUGGGAUGCGUGAAGCUGCAACUGUGAUGACGAGUGUGUGGGGUCUGGAAGCCAAAGAUUAAAGUCUUGCGAUCAUAACUCAAAGGACUGUCCUUCACAGUCCAUGGAAAUCAAUAAAAGCGUCUACAGUCUAUUACUGAAAUUAUUAACUAAACCAGACAAAAUGAUUAAAAAUUUUAAAUAUUUUACUUCUCAAUAUGUGCUUCCAUUUCAUUAAGGAGGAUGAAACACUAUUUCCUGAGUUUGUGUUUUGUAGACUGUAGUUUUAAAUGGGUCAUAAAGCCCGAGGCACGCUGUCAGUGGUUUCUUUCCCUUUCUUAGCGGCAC